AUGAAUCACCCACCCUCACCUUUUCACAGGGCUUUGUUCCCACGUCAAAGCUCAAAUUGUAUUUCUUGUGAUGGACCUGCACCUACGUGUAAUUGCGAAGCUGGUCAGAGAUGUCAGUUGGUUGGAAGAACCUGUAACCAAUGUCCUACUGUUCAAUGUCUUGCUGGAGGUUCGUCGUCUUCCGGCGGUGGAGUCAACCCAGGUGUCAUCGCUGGUCCCGUCGUAGCUGUUUUGCUCAUCGCUUCUCUUGGAUUAUUUUGGUGGCUUCGGCGCAAGAAGAGACGCGAUCUGGCUCGACUAGAAAACCUAGCUCAACGCGCUCGCAAAGCCGAGUCUGCCGGCUUCCAUCUGUCCCAACCCUCCUCUCCACAACCUCCCUCCACAAGAUCCGGCUCACAUCAAGACCAUCUACCUAUUCCUCCUCACUCAGCAGCUGCCAUGGCAAGUUUCAAACAACGUUCUCCCCUUCCUCCCGCUCCUGUCAAUGCUGAAUACUACGACGAGAACGGUGCUCUAGUCCGCGUAUACGGUGGCACACGAGGCGUCAUCGACCUUCGCAGUGACCCUUUCUCCGACCGACAAAGCGUCAACACAUAUACCACCACAUCGAGCAGUCAACAAAGUAUGCACAUCAUCCCCAUCCAAUACAUCCCCAGCAAGUCUGAUGGGGAGAGUAAACAACUCGCUCGAUCAAACUCCGCAGCCACUCGUACUCUACAAGAAGCUCGUCAAAAUCUCCAUGCUGGAGCACCUCGACGACCAGCUCGAGAUCCCGAUCUUGAUCUCCGUCUGAUCCCGGAAAAAUCCCCAGAAGGAAGUACGACUGACUCUUCUUCACCUUCCAUCCCAUAUGCCAGUCAACGCGAAAGUUUCUUAUCCGGACAUUCCGGUUCGAGUUUCCUCUCUGGUACCACAGAUAUUCAUCAUGAAGCUCCUAGGAUUGUCACUUCUCGUAAAGUCAACAUUGGUAAUUUACGUCAAGCCGAAGUUGUACAUUUCAACAAUGUUAAUAAAUCUCAACAACUCAUGGAGGUUUUAGGGAAACAAAGAUUAUCACCUGUUAGUGGUAGUGUGGAUGAUCCUUUCGAUGGUCAGACGACGGCGAAUUCUUCGACUUUCGGUAAUGGAGUUUCUACACCCACCUUUGGUGAAUUCCCAUAUUCCUCUUCUACUUCACGUCGACUCACUCCGACUCGUAAAGAUCUUUCUCCCCACGAAUCGAAUCACUCCACUGAGAUGGAAUUAGAACCUCCACCAUCAGCAAGCACAGGAGAUUUACGUUUUUCAAUGGGAUCUCUAGCUAGAGAUAUAUCAAGAGAAUCCACUUCGUCAUUAGAGACUUUCAGAUAUUUAGCGAAUCCAAAUGCUCUCGCCGCUAUACCUCCACCUCGACCGGCAGAAGUUAAUCAAGGUCCAAGAGAAAGUAUGUUAUCUGCAAAAUCAUAUGCCGAUUCUCUCCUUGGAGCAUUCCCCAUGAUUCCACCAGGAGGAGAAAGACCUCCAUUACCAGGUGGAUUACCACAAUCAAUGUCAUCAUCAACUUUAGAAAAUGUCUCUAUUUCAAGACCUCCACCAGCAUUCAGACCACCGGUCCUCAAUUCGAAUUCCGCAAGACAGAAUGGAUAUGUUUCAGGAGGUACAAGACCUGGGAAUCGAACAGGUGUUAAACCUAGUAGACCAAAUACAGCAGCAAGUGAAGCUGAUAGUUUCUUAGGUUCUUUCCCUUUCGUUCCUCCUAACAUGGACGAUUUAGCAGGUCUUCCUUCUGCAGCUAUACCAAGUGCCGCAGUACCCGAUACGGGCGUGACGGGGUUACAUGGGAGGAAACAAUCAUAUCUUUCUGGAAAAGGAAAGGAAGAUGGAGUGGAACGAACGGAAAAUGAAGGGGAUAUAAAGGGAAGAAAUAGUACUGUUAGCGAAUCUGGUCUAGGAGGGUUUGAAUUUUCUUUUGAAGGUGCUCCACCUUUACCGAAACAUUGAUUGCCCGAUAUCUCAACCUUAAUCUUCUUGAUGCUUCGUCGGACGAUUUGAGAGGAGGGUCGUACCAUUGGAAAGGAAUCUGAUGUUCAUCGUAUGGUUUACGACGGAUGGUGGUAUGUAGUCGAUUGAAAAAGAAAACGAACUGGAUGGACUGUGGUUGUUCGGUGUGGAUCUU
Molecule: messenger RNA, 2155 nt
Organism: Tremella mesenterica DSM 1558
Lineage: Eukaryota; Fungi; Basidiomycota; Tremellomycetes; Tremellales; Tremellaceae
Exons: 3
Coding region: 1-1980 (659 amino acids)
Source: RefSeq, a predicted model, not a curated record